This is a messenger RNA of Eriocheir sinensis (Chinese mitten crab), 18459 nucleotides long. RefSeq names its product ankyrin-3-like. The transcript is spliced from 44 exons. Gene Ontology annotation, molecular function: protein binding. NCBI's taxonomy places the organism in Eukaryota, Metazoa, Arthropoda, Malacostraca, Decapoda, Varunidae. Gene Ontology annotation, biological process: signal transduction. Bases 335 to 17254 code for a protein of 5639 amino acids. The record is from RefSeq and is a predicted model, not a curated record.
CCACCGCCGCAUCGACACUCCACUUCGAACCUUCAAACCAAACGACAAACGAAAAAACCUUAACGACUCCGAACGAACUCUUUGUGUGUGUGUUUUGUUUUGUUUCGUCGCGUCGUGUCGGUCGCCGCUCCUCCGCCGCGCCCGCCGCUUCGCCGUCACGGAAGAGGAAGAAGAAGAGCAAGAGGAGGAGAAGGAGGAAGGGUUUUACGCGGCGAUAACAGCGGAGACGACGAGGAGGAAGACGACGACCAAGACGAGUACGAGGAAAACUUGAGUGUAGUGACCGCGGAGCCGAGGACGAGGACGAGGACGUGAAGAAGAAGAAGAAGAAGCUAUGAAACUCCCUUUUUCCGAAGCUAGAGAGGGAGGGAAACAGACUGAUGGCAGUGCCAGCUUCCUGCGGGCGGCACGGGCGGGGAACCUGGAGAAGGUGCUGGAGUUCCUCAAGACCAACACAGACAUCAAUACCUGCAACGCCAAUGGGUUGAACGCACUGCACCUGGCCAGCAAGGAAGGCCACGUCAAUGUGGUGCGGGAGCUGCUGCAGCGCGGUGCCAACGUUGAUGCCGCCACCAAGAAGGGGAACACGGCUCUCCACAUCGCCUCCCUCGCUGGCCAGGAGGAGAUCGUGAAGGUGUUGGUGCAGCAUCAAGCCCUGGUCAACACCCAGUCCCAGAAUGGCUUCACGCCCCUGUACAUGGCUGCCCAGGAGAAUCAUGACAGUGUGGUUCGCUUUCUCCUCGCCAACAACGCCAACCAGAGCCUCGCCACGGAGGACGGGUUCACUCCCCUAGCAGUCGCCCUGCAGCAAGGGCACGAUAAAGUGGUGGCAGUGUUGCUGGAAAAUGACACUAGAGGAAAGGUGCGCCUCCCUGCCCUCCACAUCGCUGCCAAGAAGGAUGACACAAAGGCUGCUGCUUUGCUCCUCCACACGGAUCACAACCCUGAUGUCACCUCCAAGUCAGGCUUCACCCCACUUCACAUCGCCUCACAUUACGGCAACGAAAACAUUGCUAAUCUUCUCAUCCAACGUGGUGCUGAUGUAAAUUAUAUUGCUAAGCACCAGAUCACACCUCUGCAUGUGGCCUCCAAAUGGGGAAAAGGGAACAUGGUGUCUCUGCUGAUCGACAAAGGAGCUAACUAUGAGGCCAAGACCAGGGACGGCCUCACGCCCCUCCACUGUGCUGCAAGGUCCGGCCAUGAGGCAGUGGUGGACAUGCUCCUGGAGAAGGGUGCCCCAAUCACCAGCAAAACCAAGAAUGGCUUGGCUCCGCUACACAUGGCCUCUCAAGGUGAUCACGUUGAUGCUGCGCGAAUCCUCCUCUACCACAAGGCUCCAGUCGAUGAUGUCACUGUUGACUUCCUCACUGCUCUUCAUGUUGCUGCUCACUGUGGACAUGUACGAGUUGCAAAGCUGUUGCUGGACCGCAAGGCCGAGCCCAAUGCACGUGCCCUCAAUGGCUUCACCCCCCUACACAUCGCCUGCAAGAAGAACAGAAUCAAGGUGGUGGAGCUGCUCCUCAAGCACGGCGCCAGCAUCGAGGCAACAACAGAGUCUGGGCUGACUCCUCUGCAUGUGGCCUCCUUCAUGGGCUGCAUGAACAUUGUGAUCUACCUGCUCCAACACUCUGCCAUUGCUGACGUGCCCACCGUGCGAGGGGAGACGCCUCUCCACCUCGCGGCCCGAGCCAACCAGACCGACAUCAUUCGCAUCCUCCUGAGGAAUGGAGCACAGGUGGAUGCCAGGGCUCGGGAACAGCAAACUGCCCUUCACAUUGCAUCCCGCUUGGGCAACAGUGACAUUGUGGUGCUGCUCCUACAACACGGCGCUGCUGUCGAUGCCACCACCAAGGACCACUACACGGCCCUUCAUAUCGCUGCCAAGGAGGGCCAGGAAGAGGUGGCCAGCGUGCUGCUGGAGCAUGGCGCAUCCCUCACUUCCACCACCAAGAAGGGCUUCACACCCCUCCACCUGGCAGCCAAGUAUGGGAACAUGAAGGUUGCUCGCUUGCUGCUCCAGAAAGAUGCGCCGGUUGAUGCUCAAGGAAAGAACGGUGUCACUCCCUUGCACGUGGCUGCCCAUUACGACCACCAGAAUGUGGCAUUGUUGUUGUUGGACAAGGGAGCCUCUCCUCAUGCCACCGCCAAGAAUGGCUACACUCCUCUCCACAUUGCCUCCCGCAAGAAUCAAAUGGAUAUUGCCACCACGCUGCUGGAGUACGGUGCCAGCGCCAACGCUGAGUCCAAGGCUGGCUUCACACCGCUUCAUCUGAGCUCUCAGGAGGGUCACACCGACAUGGCCACACUCCUGAUUGAGCACAACGCUGCAGCAGGUGCUUGUGCUAAGAACGGCCUGACGCCACUACACUUGUGUGGCCAGGAGGACAGAGUCAAUGUUGCCGCCAUCUUAGUCAAGCACGGUGCUCAGAUUGACCCUGCAACCAAGGCAGGAUACACCCCGCUGCAUGUUGCCUGUCACUUCGGGCAGAUGAACAUGGUGCGCUUCCUCUUGCAGCACGGAGCCAAGGUUAACUCCACCACUCAGCUCGGCUACACACCACUCCACCAAGCAGCUCAGCAAGGCCACACCCAAAUUGUCAACUUACUGCUAGAAAACAAGGCUGAGCCCAACACGGAGACAAACGACGGCAAAACGGCGCUGAGCAUUGCCCAGCGUCUCGGCUACAUUUCAGUAGUCGAGACGCUUAAGAUUGUCACAGAGACCACCAUCAACACCACCACCACCACCACCACCGAGGAGAAGUACAAGGUGGUGGUGCCGGAGACCAUGCACGAGACCUUCAUGAGCGAAUCUGAGGAUGAGGGAGGUGACGACACUAUGGUCUCCUCCAUGUUCGGUAAGCCGCAGCACGUCACCCUCCCGUACUAUGAAGGACAGUUUCGCUACACCAGUGAUGACACAAUGCUGGGUGAUCAGUCUUAUCGUUACCUCACUGUGGAUGAGAUGAAGUCACUUGGUGAUGAUUCUCUCCCGAUUGAUGUGACAAAGGAUGAAAAGAUGGACAUGUCCUUUAGCAGCAACACCAUGGCAGCUCCUCCAGUGGCCCCGGCAGACCAACUCAGCCCCCAGCACCAGAAGGAACACUACAGUCAGAUGACGGCCAACUAUCCUGCCGACAACGUGGAUGUUGGCAAAGCACCAAUUCUUGCUGGGCCUGAGUCCCUGAACACCACCCUCAACACAACCAUAGACUCGGCCAUGAUCGAGGCACAGAUUGAGCCACAGAUCAUCCAGACCAAGUUGGGUUCUCAAGGUCAACAAAUGUCAGAACAGCAAAUGCUGCUUCAGAACAGCACAGACAUGGCCCAUGGUGGCUCUGGGUCAGAGAAGGCAACAGAGAUUCUCAAUGGGUGGGAAGGAGUGAGCCUGAACAGCCUGGCGUCUUGUCUGUCAUCUGGGACCAACGCCUCGGGCAUGUGGCGCGACAGGUUCUUAGUGAGCUUCAUGGUGGACGCCCGCGGCGGGGCCAUGCGAGGGUGUCGACACUCUGGUGUGCGAGUCAUCAUUCCACCUCGCAAGGCUGCCAUGCCCAUGAGGGUUACCUGCCGCUACCUGAAGAAGGAUAAGCUGGUUCAUGCCCCACCGCUCAUGGAAGGGGAGGCACUGGGAUCCUGCAUCCUGGAGAUGGGGCCAGCAGGGGCCAAAUUCUUAGGCCCUGUGAUCAUUGAGGUGCCGCACUUUGCCUCUCUGCGUGGGAAGGAGCGAGAGAUUGUCAUCCUCCGCUCCGACAAUGGAGAGACAUGGCGCGAGCAUACACUCGAGGCCACAGAGGAGGCUGUGCAGGAGGUCCUCAAUGAGAGCUUUGAUGGAGAGGAGUUGAAGCAGCUAGAAGACCUGAAUACCAACCGCAUCACUAGGAUUUUGACAACUGACUUCCCUCAAUACUUUGCCAUCGUGACUCGCAUCAGACAAGAGGUUCAUGCAAUUGGCCCAGAGGGAGGAAUGGUGUCAUCCACGGUGGUGCCGCAGGUGCAGGCUGUGUUCCCUCAAGGAGCUCUCACCAAGAAGAUCAAAGUUGGACUCCAGGCUCAGCCAAUACCAACUGACCUGGUGGCUAAACUCUUGGGUAACCGAGUUGCUGUUUCCCCCAUUGUGACGGUGGAGCCGCGCCGCCGCAAGUUCCACAAGCCCAUCACCCUCACCAUCCCUGUGCCCCAAGCCUCCAGCAAGGGCAUGAUCAACCAGUACUCUGGUGAAGCUCCCACCCUCCGCCUUCUCUGCUCCAUCACAGGGGUGUUUCGGAAAAGAUCUUUGAAAGGCGGCACAACGCGUGCCCAGUGGGAGGAUGUGACAGGCUCCACACCUCUUACGUUUGUCAAUGAUUGCGUCAGUUUCACCACAACUGUCUCAGCAAGAUUCUGGCUCAUGGACUGCAGCAAUAUACCUGAAGCUACAAAAAUGGCCACUGAGCUCUAUCGAGAGGCCAUUCAUGUACCUUUUAUGGCCAAGUUUGUGGUGUUUAGUAAGAGGCAUCAACUAGAAGAGGCAAGAAUGAGAGUGUUUUGUAUGACAGACGACAGAGAAGAUAAGACACUGGAGCAGCAGGAGCUGUUUGUUGAAGUUGCCAAGUCUCGUGAUGUUGAAGUUUUGGAAGGUAAACCACAGUUCCUAGAAUUUGCUGGAAACCUAGUUCCAGUAACUAAAUCCGGAGACCAGCUUGCCUUCAACUUUUACGCGUUUCGUGAAAAUCGCCUUCCAUUUACUGUGCGUGUGAAGGAUCAACAUGCAGAUCCUAUUGGGAGGGUGGCCUUCAUGCGGCAACCCAAGGAUGGGCGCUGGAAAAAGGCUUCACUAAUCAGCCUGAUAAAACCUACUGUGUUUCAGGUUGGGCGUGGUGAUCCCCCUCAAACCCCCAUCUGUAACCUCAACAUUGCCCUGCCUGACAACAUCCAACCCGAGCCUGCGCCCUCAGAGCCCGACCUCCUUGCCUUGGAGAAGAAAUAUUCUUUCUUAUCCAUUAGUAAAGCAGACACCAUACACAGGGCAAGCCUCCGCCUCACUGACAUCUCCAACAUGCUGGGCAAUGACUGGGUGGCUCUGGCACAUGAGCUGGAGAUCAGUGACUCUGACAUAAACAUCAUCAAGUCACAAUACCCAGACAAUGCCCCGCAACAAGCCAUUGUCAUGCUCAGACUCUGGAUGCAGACAGUAGGAAACAAGGCCACUGGGAACACAGUUGGAAAAAGUUUGCGGAAAAUCCACCGAGAAGACAUUGUGAAGCAGUGUAUUUACAACGUGGAGGUGGUCACCGAUGACAUCGAGAGAGCCAUGGCCAAGGCACACCUCGACCAGUCUGGCUUUGAGGCCUUCAAGGAUGAGCUCGGUCCAUCAAGAGAUGCAACACUCAACAGAGAUGUCUCCUUGGAUGUUUCUUAUGAUGAGCAGGAUAUGAUGAAGCGCUUUAAGGAAUUGAGGGAGGCUGAGAGUGCUGAGGAAGAGGAGGAGAACCAAAGAGCAUACCAUGACAAGAGCAGUCGGGAGCAGCACACAGCAGACUUGUCACCAACUUAUGAGAGUGAGGAGAAGAAAUAUGCUGGUGAGGAAAAGGUUGUCACUGAUGAGAAGGUGACAAAGGAAGAACCUGCUGAUGAUUCCACUACAUUCACUUCAUUGCCUGCAACAUCAACACCCAUCAAAAAGGAAGACAAGCUAGAGAAAGAUAAGCCAGAAAAAGCUCCAGAGCCAGCACAGAUUGAGACUUCAAAGGAUAAGCAUGAGCCUGACACUGUUCAAGACAGCAAAGAAGAGCUCAGUGUCACUGACCAGGUUAUUAAGGAACCUGUGCAAGAAUCAGUGGCUAAGGAGAGUGCUAUUCCCGAACAACCCGAAUUUUUGGAGAAAGAAGGAAUUCAGGAGAAAGAAACUGAAAAACCUGAAGCUGUCAGAAAAGAGGAUGAUAAGCCAGAAGUAUCACAAAAAGAGCCUGAAAAAGUUGUCACCACAACAACAAAAACGGAGGUCAUUAGUGGCCCGGGAGAUGUCUCAACUGUCACCACAGAAAGCAAAUCCUUUACAACUGCUGAUGAUGGAACAGUGCAGGAGCAUAUCAUUGUGAAGAAGCAAACCACAAAAGUUGUUGAUGGAAAGGAGAUGGAAGAGGACAAAUCAGCCAUCCUCCAAAAACUUGGAGAAGAACUUGGCAAACUGGAUGAGCAGCUGGAGGAAAAGUUCAAGAAGAGAAAAGCUGAGAAACCAGAAGUGUUACAAGAGGAGGUGAGGGAGGAGGCAGUAGUUGCACAGCGGCGUGAGGGCCAGACCCAGCCCACCUCACAGGUUGUGGUAGAACAUGGCUCAGAGCCAACCACUCUCCCAGCUACCACAACCACAACAACCACCAGCAUCACUCCCACCCCAGAUGGUUUCACUCAGGCGUCUGUAGAGUCCAGCCAGAUGUCCUCCACACGGGGCACCGCUGAUGUGAGCUUUCCGGGUGCUGACGAACCUCUGAAGCAGCUUGAUGGAGCCUUAACCCAGCAGAUGGUGCCCCGGAUAGAGGAUGGCAGGAUAUCUCAUGAGGACCCAUCUCAGCAACCUUCUUACAAUGCAAUGGAACACUCUCAAGAUAUACCUGCCUUCAUACCCGCUGACCCUGCACAGAGUAGCCGGACGGAGGAGCGAGGCUGCAGCCCAAUUACUGUGUUGGAGGCAAGGCAUAAUGCAGAGCAAGUAGUAGAGAAGUCACACUCUAGAGGAAGUUCCCACACCAUUACCACCACAACAAGCUGGGGUUGUCCUCUCUCAGCAACAACUAACAUUCAGAUUGAGGAUGAAAACUCGCCACAGUGCCUGCAGUUCACCUUACAUUCAGAGAGCCGUGUCACCCUUCAUGCCCCAGAGGAUGUCAUACAGGAGUUACAGCAUCUCAAGCAGCACCAAGAGCAAAAGCAACCACAGCAGUUUAGUCCAACGCCAGAUGAAGGAAAAGGUCAUGAUGAGGCCUCAAAGCUUGCGGGUUCAGAUCAACCUUGUGACAAAACUCAAGAACUAGAAGAGAGUUCUGGCAAAUUAAAAGAUAGAGAUAUCCCUAUAGGCUCUUUAAAAGAAGCUAAAGAGAUAGAAACUCAGAACCUGAAACAUAGCUCUGCCCAGGAUGACACUGUGUGUAGUCAAGUAGAGUAUAGUGAUCCAGGUUCUUUUAAUCAAGCUGAAAUUAUACCCUCUGAAGUGGCUAGAGUGGAAGAGACAUCAAUAGGUGAUCAAACUUCAGAAGGAGUCUCUUGUUCUGUUCAUCAAACAAUAUCCCAAAAAGAGGAGAGUGAAGAGGCAAGGGAGGUGGAAAUGCAAACCCUUGAAAGAUUAGAUGAUAGUGAAGUCCCAGUAGCUUUAGUUGGUGAUCCAUACCAAACAACAGAAGUUACACCGUCCUCAGCACACCGUCCAACGACACUCAUGAUAACUUCGAACUCUAACGAAUCAUCCGACGAUGCAGAAUGCACAACGAACGACCCUGCCAGAUUUGGCAGGGAAAACGACCCUUCUCAGGAACCCGAGCAAGAAGGAAGUAUGGCAGGCAGAGAAGAGUCAAAACAGGAAGAAUUGGACAAGAGUGAGCCCUCAGCAGUGGGUGAACGAGUUUCAGGUAAUGAGAGUGGUGCCGUGCCUCGCCUUGAGCGUUCUGUGCGCUCCUCGCCUCGCACCACCACUUUGGUCAAAGUUAAGGUGGAAAAGAGGCCAGUGGGAAGCCAUUCCCAAGUGCGAGACCGGAACUCUCAUGACCACAUGACAAUAGUUCGUGCCCCUUCUGUAGAGGAGGAGGUGCGUGGAUUGAUGCAGGAAGUGAAGGAAGCCACUAGUCAGAUCAAGCAGGAAGUGAAAGAAUUGCGGCAGGCAGACACACCCACUCCUGAUACUCCUACUCCUCUCAGGGAGUUCAAAGAAUUCCUUAAUCGAGAAGAGGAGCAGGAACAGGAGCGUUUACCCACAAUAAAGGAAAUGUGCCGUGAGAGUGAAGAAGAUCCUGCUGCUGGUAUGGGAGCACCUAGUAUCUUUGGUAAACGACCAAGAAUAGAAUCCUUCUUCUACAAAGGUUUUUUCCUUCCGUCAGGGACCCAUGAGGCAAGCCAGCCUACUGAGCAGCAGACAUCACUUCCCCAGGAAGAAGCUGCCUCCAGCCACCCUACUUCAGGCCCCAAGGCAGGCUCAGACGGUGGCCUUCAUGGUGGUUGUCCUGAAGCACAAGGCAUGGACUGGGAGGGGAAAAGUGUAGACAGCAUGUUAACUGAGACUGUGAUGCAGGCUAGACUCUCCAUGCUCCCUGCAGUGGACACCAACGAGGGUGUUGCCCUCCCCUCACAACCUUCCUCUACCUCUCCUGCUGUUGCCUCAACACACUUAUCCUCUCCUCUUGGUCCAAAUUUACCCUCUCUCACUGCCAAACAGCCCCAGGCUUCAUCCUCACAAGAUCCCUCAGAAAAUAAAUCUCAAACAUUUUUACAUCUUGAUCCCUCUCAUCUGCAUGAUUCUAAUUAUUUUGAACCUCAGGGCUUUGAUGUAUCUCCAUCUUCUGCAACUAAAUUAUCAGAUUCUAUUUUAUUAGAGAAAGGUUUAGUUUGUGGUGCUGAAGCUAGUACUGUUAGCCAUCUUGUGGCCUCUCCCUCAGUUGCUUCCCUGCAGUCUGAAAGCUUUGCACCAUUUGCUGCGACAGAAGAAGCGGGUGCUAUGAGUGUAACUUUCAAUACAAGCAGUGCCAUGAUAUCUAUAGGGCCAAUAUCACCCACAGAAAAUUCUAGUGAAGACCAUGCCGAAAUUGACCGAACAAGUACAGAAGUAUCCCCAGACAGUGUCCGUUUUGACCAGGACAUCCUUGAUACCCGGACAGAAGACGAAGCCCCUGACCUGGAUGACGACCUGGUCCCCAGCUCACCCGUUCCAGGACAGGAACUUAGUGAAAGAUUGUUCUCUAUUGAGGCCACUGAAGACACUGACAUAACAACACCAAUGGAAAUGAGAGAUUCUCACACUGAGCGAGACACCUCUGCUUCUAACCUUAUUGAGGAUAAAGAAGCUGUAGAUGAGAAAGCAGAACUCUUAGAACCUCCUCCCGUUCCUGAUAAAGAGGAAAACAAUGCCUACUUAGUACAGGAAGUCAAUGACAUAAUUAAUAAAGUGAACAGAUUGCAAGAGCAAGUGAAAUCUAAAGAAAUAGAUCCAAUAACAGCACGAUCAGAAAUUAAGGUAAUUCUGAACACAUUAGAUGAUGUCAAGGAAGUUAUAGAAGAAAGCAAAAUUGAGGAUGACUCUGAGGCUAACGUAUUGGGUCUUGACAUACUUUCAAAUAUUGAAUCGGUAGGAGAAAUGGUAAUGCAGAUGAUGAAAGAGUUACAUCUUGCAGAACCUGAGCAUUCAGACUUUUGGACCAAAGAUGACACAAAAGCACCCCACAAAACUGAGCAUGCAACAGCUGAAGCUGGCUCCAUUGAAGACAGGAGCCCCUCCACUGCAAACCAGCUUGAUCAAAGUUUCUCUGAUCUGCUAGACUCAGAAGAGUAUAAUCGGGACAGCCUUGAGGACGAAUUUGACCGACUUGCAGCUGAUCUCAGUUCUCCUCCAAACUCUGACAAAAUUCAAUUCUUGCCAAAAGCCACUGGUGCUGCUACUGCUCCUUCUAAUAAUCUAUCUCUUCCUGCCUCUUCUAUUGUUCAUCCUCCCAUACCUCCUGAUGCUUUUCAGGCCACACAACCGGAAUCAGAUGUGGGAGUGGUGUUUACAGAACGUAAAGAGUAUGGGGGCGGGGUGAAGCCAUCUGCAGAGACGACAGGCGGACACUCGCACAUUUCACCCUCACCUUUCCCUCAUCCUUCCCAGAGCAUCCAGUCCUCAUCCUCUGCCUCAUUCCAACAAAAACUUCCUAGCACAACUUCUGUUAAUAUAGAGGACAGUCAGAGCUCUCAGAGUGAAUCCCAUGUUCCCAGUAGUAGGCCAAGCAGGAGGCAUGAACGCACAUACUCUCAGGCAACCAAUAUCUUUACCGGAGCAAUUCCUACUGAAACAAAACCAGAGUCAAAGAAAGUUGAAGGCAUUACAGAAGAAGAACAAGUAGGCAUAACUGAGGACAUUAAGCCAUAUUCUGAGCGCAAACAGUUUUGGGAGACUGUUACAUCCCAGUCCUUUGAGUCAAAAAACAACCAGCUGUUGAAAAGUGAAACAGAAAGUGACACAGAUACAGGUACAGAUGGAACUGUUUUAGAACAAAAAGUUAAACAAACAAAAGUCUCAUCAGCAGAAAGCAAUGAUUCUGAGACAGAGUACCUCGCUCAUGUAGAUGACCCGAGAUAUUAUGAAAAUGCAGGUUUUGCUGGAACAGAACAAAUUGAUGAAGCCACAGAGUCAGUAAGAGAGAGAACUAUCAGUCCUUUUGAAGUUUUACGAACAGAAGGACCGUCAGCAGAGUUACCCUCACCUGAAGACAUAGCAUAUAAGGAUGUGUCUUCCAAGAGGGCUCUAUUUGAAAAGGAAAUAAAGAGGCAGUCAAUGGAAAUAGAAGAGAGUCAGUCAUGGAAGAGAUCUUCAAAGGAAUAUGAUGAGACAGUGGUUGUAUCAGAAGAGUCUGCAUCAAGUACUUUGAAAAAGAAGGAAGAGAGAGAAAGUAAAAUCAGUGAAACAAUUGAAAAAGAUAAGGAAGUAAAGAAAAAAUUUGAAAGUAAAAAAGAUGAUCUAUCGAAAACAGAUUUCAAGACAGAAAUUACAUCUAAAAGUGACAAAACUAGUAGCGUGGAAGAUCGAUCGGAAGUGACAGAGUCUUCCAAAUUGCACCAGGAAAAAAUGCAGAAAAAAGAAGAAAAAAUAACAUCUGAAGUCGGGGCUUUAGGCAAAUCAGUAACACAAAGAGAUGCCUCCACUGAAAAAAGGGAAAAAGAAACUUCUGAGAAAGAAGCAAAAAUAGUCCAUGAAAAGAUAGAUAGCCACAGUAGAACAUUUUCAAAAUCAAUUUCAAAGUCUGAGGAAAAAACUGAAAGCUCUUCUGAAGCCAAAGAAACCGUCCAUACAUUAUCAACUGACGAUCAAGACACUUCUAGAGAUGAAAUGACCGAGGAAGACAUUACCCGAGCUGAGGAAACAUCCGAGGAGGAGCCCGAAGAAGUGCUCAAGAGCGAUAAAACAACAGUAGACAUUACUGAAGAGUCCCGCCAGUUAGGGGACACUCGAGAGACCAUUGUCAGGGAAACAAAAACCACUAGAGAAGGUGACCAAGAGCAAAGAGUCAUCAAGGAAACAAAAACUCAAGAAACUGCAAUGGCUGAUGGCUCAACCAUCAAAACUACCUCAAUCACAACUUUUACAACUCAAUUAGAAACCAAGGACCAAGAGGAACCUAAGGUGUAUAGUGCAAAGACAGCAAAAGAAAAGGCUGAGGCAUAUAUAAAACAGCGUAUGAAGUCUGACAUAUUUUCAGAGGAACUUUCAUCUUCAGCAGAGGAUCAGAGUCCAGAACACAAAGUAUUGACUCCAAAAGAUACAAUAGCCCCUGUGUCUCAAGCCCCUACACCCCGUCCCUUGUCAAGCCCAAUAUUAGUACCAGAAGAAAACAUUGAAGAAGUAGUGUGGGAGGUGUCUCAAGAACGAUCUGAAACGGUGUUGUCCGAGACUGUAGAGGAUAUCCCUGUCCAACAGUCCUACCAAACGCAGCAUGUUAGAGAUAUGUCAUCUGAGGAAUCAGAAGAAAAAGCAAUUCCAGAACCAUCUGCUGAGUCAAGCAAGCAAAAGUUGAGUGAAGAAGAGGCACGGAAACUUGCAAUCGAAAUAGUAGAGGAAGUAAAAUCUGAGGCUGUGAAACGAUCCCCUCUUGUCACCCCAUCACAGACGUUAAAAGAAUUUCCACUUGAAUCCGAGGAUGCCGCUGAUAGAAUUGCCCAAUCACCAUUGCCCAUUCCCAUCCCUGAGUCUGCAUUUACUGCUGAAACAACAUCAAAAAUUGAAAAAUACAUUCAGGAGCAGCUAGGAGAUGAAGUAGAUGAAAAACAAUUGAAACUGAUAGAGUCUGUGACUGCAAAGAAGACUGAAUUGUUACACAGAAAGCUUGUAGGAAGCCAGUAUCAGCAGAGCAUGGAAAUAACAGAUGAAGACUUGCGAUCUAGUGGAGCUGAACUCUCCCCAAUUGAACAUCACAUGGAGCGUUUGCGACAAAUGACCGAGGAGGAAGACACCCAGAGGUACGCCAGGGAGCCGUCAGAAGCUGAUGAAAGUGAGAGUUCCAUAAUCAUUCACGAUACAGUUGAUGAUGUUGUAUCAAGUGAAUAUGAUCAGGCUACUCAAAUGAUAUCAAAAACCUUAGACACCCUAAAAACAGCAGAUAUCAGUAGAAUUGAAAGACCCAUAGAUACCAUAGAAGAAUUGCCUGAAACUCCUGUUCUACCUGUGAUUGUGGUUAGGGAGCGGAAGAUGUCAGAAGUUCAAGAAGUAGCUAGGUUUAGUGAUAGUGACAUUAAAGAAACUGCAAGGAAAAUUGUAGAAGAGGUGACAGAGUUGGCUAAAGAGUCUGAGGCAGUGAAGCAGGCAUCUCUAGCAUCCGAUCACAAAGCGCCAUCAGAAGGCCAAGACCAGGCUAGGAGCUGCAGCCCAAAAUCUGCUUCCAAGCCGGGAUCAAGGAAAGGUUCAUGGAUGGAUAGUGAAGACCUGACCAGAGAAUUUCGGAAAGACUAUGAGGAUAAAAAAAAAAUGUUCAAGGAAGAAAUGACUUCCGAUAAACCAGACGUUUUUGAUGCAAAAGAUGAUUCUGUAAAGGUGAAGCAUCAAAAGAGCAGCGAGUCACAAAAAGAGGCCCACAUGGAAUCAAGUAUGACAGAAAGCAUGGAAGAGUCAAGUACUGUUGAAAGUAUUCGCUCCAUUGAGGGGAAACUGAGGCAAGAAAUUGUGCCAGAAAUUAGGGAAGGAGAAGUAGAAAAAAGGUAUGAAGAACGAUCUAGUAGUAGCCAUGAAGAAGUAGUAAUGAGGAAAAAAACACACGUAGAAGAAUUUAGCAGGCGAUCGGGAACAGAUUUUGAUGCUUGCUCAAGUUCAGGGGAGAGUCACUAUUUCACAGCGGAGGGAGGAACCUCAGAUAGUCGUACUGCCAGUAGACCGUGUUCUUCUGAUGUGGAAGCAUUACUGUCGGAGCGCACUGGCACCUCAGAGUAUGACACUGCACUCACCUCACAGGACACAUCACAGUAUUCUAGUUACUCAUCCUCAUCUCGUGAAUAUCGCACUGCUGCAAGUUCCAUGAGUUCACGAGAUUCCAUGAAAUCAAUAGACUCGGAGAGUUCAGGGAAUCUUGCUAGUGUAGAGCUGAGUGAGGCCUCUGAGACACUGGUGCCCUCAGCCAUGGAACUUGAGAGAGAUAUGGACCUUUUAGAUCAAGAGAUUAUGGAGGAAGAUCAGUCUCAUUCUACUCAACCUCAUCAUUCUGUAGUUCCACAGCUAACAGUGCAAUCUGAUACUCCAAAAUCAGAAGACCUACCAAGUCCCUUUGAUGUGGAGUCAGAUGAAGGAGAUUUUGAGUCAGAAGAAGCAAGAGACAGUGAGCCCCAUGUUGCAUCAAGGAUGAAAAGAUCACUAGAGAUGACAUUUCACCCAGAGCCUUUACCCAUUGCUGCAGCAAAGAAGUCUACUGCAACAGAGAGUGUAGCAUCUAGUUUAGAAGAAAGCACUCUAUCUGAUAUGUCUGUUGUAACUGUUGUAGAACAAGAAAGGGGUCAGCGUAGUCCACAUUCCACUGAGUCUAGUAUGACAGCUUCAGGUGUGUCAGAGCAAAUGACAUCAUCAUCUGAGGGCAGAGGCGCUGAACACCAAAUUACUCGCACAGAUAGCGGUGUUCUGACCACUGACACUGGCGAUGAAGACAUGGCCUUGCAUUCUGUAACAAUUACAGCGACAUCCGUUCCAUCAACAUCAGAUCAAAACACAGCUUCGAUGUGCACACAGGUAACAUCUGAGACACGCUCUCAAGCAGAACUUACAGAGAGUGAGCAGUUUUUUCACGCUAAUGGACCCACUGAAGUAGAUUACGUGCCAGAGUACGAUGAUGAAGUAAGAGGUAUGCGGCCAGUUGUAGCCCCUGUGGUGCCCCCCGUUCAGGAGGCAUCAGGAGCUGUAGCUGGCCCUUCAGAGGGCCCACAGAAAGUCUCAAUUGUUGAAGAGUGUUAUGAAACUGAAGCUGACCAAGAGUAUGGUCAAAUGAUGCGAGAGAGCGAGUAUUCAGAUAUGGCAGAAGCAGAGCUACAGUAUUCUUUGGAGGAACAGCCAGAAGCUGAAAUGAGUAGCAUGUUAGCCAUUGAAGAACCCAUUGAAAGGCCAAAAACACCAGAGCCAGGUCAUGUUCCUUCAUCCCGUCCUUCUCACAUAGCCGCCCAGUCUCUUGAUGAACCCGAAGAGUUUACAGAAGUUGACAAGAGAUUUAGUGCUAUAUUUUCUACUACUUACGAGGAGAGAGAAGAAGGUGCUCGGUCUUUAGUACCAGGUCUGAGUGUUGAUAUUCCAGACAUAAGAGUCACAGAACACACACUACCCAUGCCCAGUCAGUAUUGUUAUCCAGAUCUUGAAAGAGAGGAAGACUUUCCAGAGUGCCAGGUACAUGCUGAGCCAGACACAAGUGGCCAAGAUAUCCCAGCCACUCCUGGAUCCCAAGAGUCAGCCUCCACCUGUGCCUCUCGAAAAUCAUCUUCAACUGACUCAGAGCAAGGUCGUGAAUACUGCCUUGAUGACACUGCACAAGGACUUCCAUUUGAGUCUUUUGAAAUGGUUGAGGCUGGUGACAUUGACGACUUUUUAGAAUAUGAAAAAACACUCAGGAUGCAUGAGAAACGCAUGUUAGAAAUGUCCCAAAUACAAGAAGAGGAAGAGGAGGAAAUUGAGGCAGAACAAAAGGUUCAUACAUCACCAAUUCUUAUACCUAGCCAGUUAAAGGCUGUUAAGCUUGACACAAAAGGUGCAAAGAGUUCUGACUCUCAAAGUCAGGUUUCUGAUGAUGGCAGUGAAGAAGCAGACACAACCAUUGAGGAACAGAGACGUUGGUUAGAGCUUCAGUUUGAAGAAAGUAAUGUUGCCAACUUUGAGUAUUCUCAGCCCCCAUACAUGCAACAUGUGUAUUCUGGGCCUCUAGAAGAUAUUGAGGAAGAGAGAGAAGAUGCUGAGCGCAAAGAUCUUUCACACGUUGCAAAGGGUUCCUCAUUGUCCUCAACUCCGGAGUAUGAUGUUUUAGCUGGAAGGAAAUUUUUUACUCGUAGUGGAGAGCAUGAUGAUGUGUCGAUGAGUUCACUUCAGGAGUUUGAGAAUCUUGAGAGAGCAGUUGCAGUAGAAGCUGUAGCAAGAAGGGCAAGUUCAGGUUCACAGGAAUCUCUAAAUGGGAGGAAACCAGAGGGUAAGAGUGGACAAGGUGAUGACAUUUCUGUUGGAUCAUUUGCCUCACUCCAAGAAUUUGAAAGGUUAGAGGAAGAAUGUCUAGUGGCUGAGGAGACUGAAACGAAAGCUAAAGAAGAAGAGGCAAUGUUAUCAGAAAUUGAAGAGGGUCAUGAAAGUCAAGUGUCUGAAUCUGAGAGCUGUGAGACAUUAUCAGAGCCUGGUCGAGUAUCUGCCGAUGGUGAGGAAUAUGACCAGAGAAUGUUUGAAAUUGACGAAAUAAUACGUCAAGCCCAAACCAACGUAGAGAAGUUUGACAAGUCCAAGGCUACAUAUGAAGGAGUUAAAUUGCAGGAUCUUGUAAGUGGUGGAAGCAGCCAGGCUGACCGAACUCCCAGUGUGGGAAGGGAAGAGGGAGAUGCUGACUCUUUAGAGGAGGCUCAGCUGCCAGAAUUAGAUUUAGACCACACAGUUCCUGAAGCAGCCACUUCUUCUACUAAGCAGGAUGUGAUGGCUCUCAGCACUGAUAGUAUCGAAGCAUCAUCAAGACAAAAACUCCCUCGAGAAACAAGUCAGGAUUCCCUGGAAAAAGUGGGAGCACGCACCUCAGACCCCAUGGCCACCAGUGUUGACAGCAUUGAUAUGGCAAGUCGGCGCGAUCCCAUGACCACAAGUGCGGACUCCCUUGAGGGUCGCCGUAGAGGACAAGAUCUCAUGUCAGCAUCUACCGACUCUAUUGACCCUUGCCGGCGUGAUGUCAUGGCCACGAGCAUCGACAGUUUGGGUAGGGAUGAUUCCAGUGGCCGAGAUGCUGACAUAAGUUCAGGUAGUGAGCAUGUACGGCCGCUUCCCAGAGAUGGUUUGAUGGAAUGCAGCGCUGACUCCCUGGAACUGACCUCAUCUCAGGCAACUCAUGCCAUCUAUCACCAAUAUGACACCGACUCUGUAAUGUCCGGCUCUUUCACCAGCGGAUGCUCCACCACUUUGGCAGCCUCUUCUGAAGAGUUUCCAGACAUGAUGACAUCUUCCAUGUACCUACCUGAAGGAGAAUUACCCCCUCUUGAAGGUGAUAUGCACCACACUCAGUACAUGCACACCAGUAGUGGUUCAGCAGCUGAGAGAGUUGGCCCGUCCUCUGAGCCUGGGUUCUCUCAUUCAGUCACCAGAGUUGUAAAGUUGCCCCCAGAAGCCCAUCAAGUUACCUUCACUGGGCCUGAUGCCAAAAAGAAACUUGAAGACUACAUCAGGGGAUUCAAUGCAGGACAACAUUCCGUUCAAGAUGAGACUGUUGACGAGCAAGGGAACGUUCACAUCCGCCGGGUAACUCAGACACGCAUUGUUGCCGAUCCUGAGAGGACACAGGAACAUGGGUUUUCUGUAUCAGAACCAAGCAGUGUGGAAACUGAAGUGUGUGACGAGUAUGGCAAUGUGACUCGUGUCAUUCGCCGCACUGUCGUGACUAGUCAUACAAUAGAAGUUGAUCUUGAUACAGGGGAGCCCAUUGUCCAAGCCAGUUCCUCAUCUCCUUCUGCCACAUCUUCUACCUCUGCCUCCACCUCCACCACCUCUACCUCCAGUCCUUCCACGUCCCGAAUACCUAGACCUGUCACCAGUCCUCCUCAAUCCCGAUCCCAUCCCCCUGGUCCGCCCCCUGGGUUGCGCGGCCCCUGUGAGCCUGUCCCCCCCUCCCUGGAGCCCAACACAGUAUCAGGUUUAGAAGUGGAAGAGAUGAGCAGUGUGAUGGAGAGUUAUGCCAGUGAUGGUAAUGACCCCAUUACCACUACUCAUAUCACCAGGUAUGACCCUGACCCUUUACCCACCACCACCUCCACUACCACCACUACCACCAGGGUCAUCAGGAGAACGAAAGAAGAAGAUGGGAAAGUGAAGGAAGAAGGAGCAUUUUUUGAAGAAUAUUGAGGAGGACAUUGAGAAGGAAUAUAUGAAAAAGUUUGCAAGUGCUGUUCCUCUCAGUCCUCCUUGUUUGUCCACCUGCCUUCUCACAUGCUAGUAAGCUGCAGUUACUAUUGCCAGCAGGACCAACUCCUCCAACCCUCCAACACUUACAAAUUUAGUUUUCUGAAAUUUCUCAUUUUCAUGUUCACCAUCAUGUAGUAGAGUACUGCCGCCACAUGUGGUGUCUUGGCUCUCAUCUACACUCUCCAUUUGUCUUUAUCUGGAGAGGAAUGUCCUAAAAAGAACAAGCCAUAAAAACUAAAUGGCUAUGCAGUGUAAGUGACAUUGGUUGUCAUAGGAUCUAGUCAGGGCAGAUUCAACAUGAAAAUACUUUUAAUAUGAGUGAGAAGUUUUAAUGCUUACCUUUUGUGUAUUGAUACAGAUAGUAUUAAAAUCCAUCAUUAAUACAAUUCUAAGAAAGCCAUUUUUAAAAGAUGUUUGUGAAUGAUCACACAGUGUAAAGGUGCACACACCCUCUUUCAGCUGUCAAGGUGUUUUUAGGUUAAGGUAUGUUCCCCUUGUGAUGUGGCAUGUUUCAUCCUAGUAUAUUAUAUAAUUACCACUACUUACUACUAAAGACAUGUCAAGUACCAUUGCUAAAUCAAUAGCCACAGGAUGAAAUAGGAGGCCAAGGGUUUAAUAGAAGCUAUGUAAUCAUUUUAAUAUUCAGGCUCUUAGAAUGGUAGAAUAUUAUUGUGGCUUAUAAACAUCCAAUUAUGGGCAUGUUGAUUGUAAGAUAGCUGGAAUAUUUACUCAUCAGAUUGAUUUAUCUUCCCACAGAUUGUAUUUCUCAUGUCAACAUUAGUUUCAAGAUAGAUUUUCUUGAGCUCAGCAUGGAAUUGUAAUACAGUCCUGAGGAAUUUAUCAUAAAUUGUAGCAUUACUCGACUUUUAGGUCAGAUCUGUUCUUGCCUUGUUCCCCCUCAUGGUCAUAACUGGAUGAAAAAUAUGAUAAUGCCUUAGCACCUACUUCUAGAUUAUUCUCUGGCCAACAGUUGUUAUCUCUUUGUUCCCUUGAGUUGUGGCCUUGACUUAGGUUACCAGCUGAAAGAAGGGCCACACUGAGACAUUUCUAUGGCCCACUCUCAGUCUAGUGUGCCUAAUGCAAGACUCGGUAGCCCCAAGUAUUGUGGUCACUUAUCAAGUUUUCAAAUAAAUGCUUAAUGUGAA